Messenger RNA from Melampsora larici-populina 98AG31, 462 nucleotides. RefSeq lists its product as uncharacterized. The coding region runs from base 1 to 462 and encodes 153 amino acids. The record is from RefSeq and is a predicted model, not a curated record. NCBI's taxonomy places the organism in Eukaryota, Fungi, Basidiomycota, Pucciniomycetes, Pucciniales, Melampsoraceae. The transcript has 5 exons.
AUGUUACAAUUGAACUUUCUCGUUUUCUGUCUGUUUGUUUCCCUUUUCAUCUUUGAUCAAACUUUCACACUUCCAGCUGGUCUCGACACGCCUUCUGCUGAACUCAAUGGCGUUACUCCAACUAUGAAUAUGAAAAGAAGAAGUCAACUUGAUGAGAUUGUUCAAGGUGUAGGAAAAAUUAAAGAAGGAGAAGAAGAAGAAGAACACACACUGCAGAAAAGCCACGAUAUGGACCAGGAUCAAAAGAAGGAAGAAUCAGUUGGUGUGAGUAGAUUGUAUCUCGGAGAAGAAUCAGAGAAAGAAGAACAUGAACUGAUGAAAAGAGACGAAGGAGAUCAGAAGACAGAACUUACCCAACAGGAAUUCGAUCCAGACACACUUGCCGUUCCAAACGUGGAGAAAAGACACGAAGGAGAACAAAAUGCAAACCACCAAGACCAUGAAAAUACAACUGAAGAUUAG